Chelmon rostratus (copperband butterflyfish) is the source of this 2135-nucleotide messenger RNA. It is a transcript of the gene mnmip1, whose product is annotated as SH3 domain containing 21. The record is from RefSeq and is a predicted model, not a curated record. NCBI's taxonomy places the organism in Eukaryota, Metazoa, Chordata, Actinopteri, Chaetodontiformes, Chaetodontidae. Bases 167 to 1645 code for a protein of 492 amino acids. The transcript is spliced from 17 exons. Gene Ontology annotation, molecular function: protein binding.
AGUAAAAGUUGCUCAAUGUUAAUGUUUGACAAGUAGGAAGAAGGGCCUUGGCUGCCAUAUCUCUAAGUCUUAGACAACACAGCCGCGCUCUUUCAGUUCUCCCUUUGCUCAAGAGUUAGUCUGCUGCUUUGUGAAGGAAUUACAUAUUCAAAUACAGAAAGACACCAUGGAGGUGCUGGUGCUGCUCGACUUCGAGAGCACCAUGGGAGACGAGCUCACAGUGAGGUCGGGGGAGGUGGUCAAAGACGUCACCAAGGCCAGCGAGGAGGGAUGGCUGGAGGGCGAGCUGAGGGGAAAGAGAGGCAUCUUCCCCGCCAACUUUGUCAAGGAGGUGCCAGUCUAUUUGAUAGGUGACAGCAAGAGGGAACCACGAAGCCUUAGAAAAAUCAAGAGGAUGAAGCAGACGAGGAAAUGCGAGGUAGUGUUUGCCUACAGCCCCAUGAAUGAAGAUGAGCUGAGGCUGGAUGUCGGGGACACCAUAGAUAUCAUCAGAGAGAUUGAAGAUGGAUGGUGGAUGGGGGUGAAAAAUGGCAAAGUGGGAGCAUUUCCGUCAAAUUUUGUCAAAGAAAUUUUUGUUUCGCCUAAAGACCACAAUGAGGGCAAGAUUAGACCCAAACUCACUGAGGCGGUCUUCAAUAAGGAGAUAUCUCAAAGGGCAAGUGUGAGAAACAAAGCAAAAAAUGGGGUGGAGUCUUGCCAAGUCAUGUUUGACUACAAGGCCAAAGCGGAGGAUGAGUUGGACCUGAAAAAAGGAGACACUGUUGUGAUACUGAGAAAGGAAACAGAAGAUGAAGGCUGGUGGGAGGGAGAGCUAAACGGACGCUGUGGCUUCUUUCCUGAUAACUUUGUCAUGGUGAUACCACAGAUGGACAGUCUGCAAUCCGGGACUACAAGCCAACCGCCUGCACGCAACGUCGACAAGAAACCCGCAGCGACGACAGACGCCUCAGCGAUGGAGAAAGGUGGCCCAGCAAAGGCAAAAGAUCAUAAACCAGAGGUUAAGGACCUGAGAAGCAAUCCUCCAACCAAAGUCAAGCUGCCAUACAUCAACAAGCCCAGCCCACCUCCAGUCAAAGACAAACCCAACAAGAUUUUGCCUAACAGAACCAACGGUGAUGUGGCUCCUGCCGCACUGAAACAACCGGAGGAGAAGGAGGCCAAUCACUUUGACGGAGUGGACAUUCAGACCGAAAAGCUGAGUCAUCCUACAGCAAACAGAGCCAAACCCCCACAGAGGAGACCACCAUCAGGCCUGGCCGUAGCAGUCCACGCCCAGAGUUCUAGUGACGAGACAGAACCAGAAUUAUCGCCGAAAAAAUUCCAGACUGAGAAAUUACCUGGCUUGCAAAAGAGUACAGAAAACCUCCUGCCAUCACCUGCAGUGCCUGAUCAUCGACCCAAGACGCCGCCUCCUGUUCGACCAGCACCACCCAAAGUUGCUGUGGAUGGCAGAACUGUGACUCACAAAGAGGGGCCGACUGUGGAAAGCCUGCAGGCUGAGCUCAAAGAGCUGAGGAUGGCUGUGGAGCUGCUACAGACACGACACGAGCGAGACAUGCAGGAAGUGAAAGAAGAACUGCGGGAGGAGAGAAACAAACGAAUGGCACUGCAGGAGGAAGUGCAGUGCUUGAAGAUGAAGCAUUAAUCUCAACACAGACUGUGACUGGGCUCCCUGCCUGACGCUGUGACACGCAGGCUCUCGAACUGCAAAUUUAAACAAGACGAACAUUUGUCUUACAUGGAAUGGGUAUGGAGAAGACAAGUGAGCUCUCCGGCUGCAGACACACAAGUGAGGGCUAAAGUAGAAAGCAUAGUUGGACAAAGGAUCAAGCUAAUCCUGCACUGGACCGGAGAAAUUUGAUCCUUCAAAAGACUUUUAAAUGAUGAACUGUUAAAAUCUUUACAUAUUUGAAUGCUGGAAAUCAUAAAUAGUGGUCCUUAGUGGGGCUUGCUUUGUUGCAAAUUAAUGUUUUACACUGUUCUGUUCCAACUGUCACGUUUAUCAUAGGAUUUACUGUACUUUUAACAUUUACAAUUGAUGCCUGAGCAGGACAUGUAAUAUAUGCAGCUGUACAUAGGAGGAAAUAUUGUGAUGUCUUCUACAAAACAUGAAAUAUAAUUUUAAGUCAUGCAAA